AUAGGAGCAAUGAUGGGGGGAAUGCAAUGAAUUUUGGGGUGGCUCAAAAUGGACAUGUUGAAGAUGGUAUCAUUCAUGUGGUGUCUGAUAUUUCAGAAGAUAGUUUAUCAGCUAGUUCUGCUACGGAAUCUUAUGUUAGUGCAGAAUCAAACUCGGCUGAAGCUGGAGAAGGUCCUGCAAUAGAUAAUGCAGCGUUUCUAGGGGAAGAAUCAGACCCUCAAACUCCAGAAAAUUAUCACCAUCCUGUCAGGUUUAAUGAAGGCGGACAUAUUUUACCUCAAAAUACUUCAACUUUCCCUGGAGACCCCUAUCAUUCAUAUUAUCCAUCUCAACAGCAAGCCUUCAACCCGAGGUUUCAUAUGAGAGCUCCAUCGUUGUGUAGUGACAGUAGUGGUAGUAAUCUUUCUGAGGCUGGUUUGGAAGGUAAUUUAGGUAGGUUUCAAUCAAGUAUAAGAUUGACUUUCGAAGCUGGGGAACCUUCUAAUGUUCGGCAGCAACUACCUAUGACUAAUCAGACAGGUUUGCUUGGUUCAUGGCCCAGACCUUUUGUUGAGUUGCAGCAAACAGUUAAUGAAUUGGCAAAUAUGGAUAUUUAUUCUGCAGGGAAAUUUGGUGACUCUGAUCGUGCACGAAUGUAUAUUCCAUCCCGUGGUUUCUCAGACACAUUAGCAAGAAGAACUACUCAUGUGCAGCCACCUCCAAAUUUAAACAUUCCAGGAACCUCAACUGGCAUAAAUGAUCUGUAUGGGUUGACUAGGGGUACUUCAGAUCCUUCAACUCCUGUUAUUUUUAAGCAGUAUUCUCCAGGUGUUAAUAAGGACGCCCAAGAUGUUAAUCAAGUGUCUACUCCCAUGUUGUUUAAAGCUUCACCAACAGCUAUGAUUGUGUCAAAAAAAAGGAAGCAACCACUCACCUUUACGCGAUCACGUUCUUAUGAUUCGAAGGCCCAUUUUGGUUACUCUGGUUCCAGUUGGUCUCAUAAAAGGCAUAAAAGCUUUGAUGAUCUGAAUAAUCUUGCUGAUGUUGAUCCAGUUUCAGUGAAACAACUUUCAGCUAUGUUGCAGAAUGAUUUUGUUAGGAUUAACAACAGGCUUGGUGAACUUGGCCAGAAGCGUCGCUUUGAUUUUAAUUCAACCUCUCCUUCUAAAAAAGCCAAGCCAACCUUAUCCUUGUCUGAAACUAAAGCGGAGGCCUUGCCUUCUACCAAAAAAUGAAAGCUGUUCUUUGGAACUGUAGGGGUGUUAAUGAGCCUGACUCACCCAAGUUACCCUACAUUUUGUGGCUUUUGCGUACUUACAAUCCUAGUUUUUUGUUUCUUUCAGAAACUAAAAUGAAUGUACUUAAUGUAGUAGAUAAGAUGAAGUUGUGCAACCCCUCCUUUAGUUGUGGAGUAGAUCCAGUAGGGACAAGUGGUGGCUUGGCAGUUUUUGGUUGGAGUCCUUUUGUCAUUACUUGUGUAGUUAGUAGUACUAACUUUGUACUUUGUAAAGUUGAAGAAUCUAGUGAUAUUUUCUACUA
Messenger RNA from Spinacia oleracea (spinach), 1518 nucleotides. RefSeq lists its product as uncharacterized. NCBI's taxonomy places the organism in Eukaryota, Viridiplantae, Streptophyta, Magnoliopsida, Caryophyllales, Amaranthaceae. Bases 27 to 1214 code for a protein of 395 amino acids. The record is from RefSeq and is a predicted model, not a curated record. The transcript is spliced from 2 exons.